Messenger RNA from Cladocopium goreaui, 1905 nucleotides. The record is from the annotation of a GenBank genome assembly. NCBI's taxonomy places the organism in Eukaryota, Dinophyceae, Suessiales, Symbiodiniaceae.
AUGACCGGUAGGCAGGGCACUUUCCACACCACCCAGGCCAUUGAGUACGGCACCAAGAUGGUGGGUGGUGUGAACAGCAAGAAGGGCGGUACGAAGCACAUGGAUCUUCCCAUCUUCGCCAACUGCAUGGAGGCGAAAAAGGAAACAAAUUGCGACGCCUCGGUGAUCUAUGUGCCGCCACCGGCGGCCGCCGCCGCCGUGUUGGAGGCCUUAGAGGCGGAAAUCCCAUUGAUCGUGUGCAUCACAGAGGGUAUUCCUCAGCAGGACAUGGUGAAGGUGAAACACGCGCUGAUGCGUCAGACCAAGUCUCGCCUGAUUGGUCCCAACUGUCCGGGCAUCAUCAAGCCGGGCGAGUGCAAGAUGGGCAUCAUGCCAGGAUACAUCCACAAGGCAGGCAAGAUCGGCAUUGUCAGCAGGUCCGGUACUUUGACCUACGAGGCAGUCCACCAGACCACCGUAACGGGAAUGGGGCAGAGCACUUGUGUGGGCAUUGGCGGUGACCCCUUCAACGGCACCAACUUCAUUGACUGCCUGGAGAAAUUCGCCGCGGAUCCAGAGACUGAAGGUAUCAUCAUGAUCGGCGAGAUUGGCGGCAGUGCGGAGGAAGAAGCCGCCGACUGGAUCAAGGCCAAUUGCCAGCAUAAGCCAGUGGUGUCCUUCAUUGCGGGCAUCACCGCCCCACCUGGGCGCCGCAUGGGUCACGCCGGCGCCAUCAUCUCCGGUGGCAAGGGCACGGCGCAGGACAAAAUCCAGGCGUUGGAGAAAGCCGGAGCAGGGGGAACCCAGUGGUUGUUGAAUGUAGCAUCCAGAUCUUUGGGUUGGGCUUUGGUCCGGUCAAAGAAUCCGCAUUUCAUCAAGAACGGGGAUAUCAAGUGGGAAUAUCAAGCAAUUCGAAGUAGAGAUAUGAACUUGCUGUUGUUUCGAGGCAAUGGAAGCCACUGGGAAGAAGUGAGUCUGUCACCUUUGGCAGCGGAGCGCUCGGUUUUUCAAUGGGCAGAGCGGAUUCGAUUCUUCGGGGUCUUGGUACCCUCUGGUGGAUUGCCCCAGCGGAUUCAGGGCAUCUCCUGCUGCACCCUGUGCCAUGCCCUGCUGCAGAUCUUUGCCGGCAAGGUGCGUAUCCAGACCUUCCAAAGUAGCUUCGACUUGCCAGCGCCACCGGCGCAUUUGGUGGACAGGGCAUUGAACUAUGAGCUAUCUGAGGGUGAAGAUGUGGAUGCCUCCGACAGCUUUUGCCGUCUUCACCUUCUUCACAAGAACAGGUACGAGCUCUGGCUGAAGGGCCAGGAUGCCAUUCGUCGCUGUAGCGCACGGGGCGAUGCACAGGCGACGCUGGUGAUCCGGGGCUGCGCAGAGGAGAUGGGCAAACUGGACAGCGUGGCGGGCAAGGUGGAGCAAGAGUAUUUGGAGGCCUUUGGAGCCUUUUUCAAGCAGCUCCAACAGGAUGUCCGGGAAAACCUGUUCAAGACACUCAUGGGCAAGGCGGAUGAGCUGGUUUCGGCCUGGCAGGAGGAGAUCAAGGAGGUAAACCAGCAGAUUGACAAGAAGGUCCAGCAGAAGAGGACGCAGCUACGGGCCGCGGUCCACCGACGCCACGAGAACGCCAAGGAAGACUUUUGGAGGCAGCAUGAGAAACACUGCGCCCAGCAGUUCGUCUCCUGCCUCGUGGACAACUGCCGAAAUAUGCACAUUGGCCGCGCCAAUUAUGCCUCCACAGCUUUCAAGGAGUUGGAAAUUUCGCAGCAGGCGCGUCGCCCCAUCACCGAGAAGUCGGUGGAGGGCCGCGCGCAAAGCCGAGCGGACCAAGAGCUGUGUCACGUGAUCGUGUUGCCUCGCUCCUAUCGUGGUGGGGAUCUUCAGCGCAGGGGUGACCAGAUGGUGAAGCUCACGGCCAACCAGACUCCAUGA